GAGCAUAAAAUGUAUUAGUGUUUUUUUGAGUUUCUCAAACAUAAUUUAACACAUAAAGUUUAACCAACAUAUACAAAAUAUUCACGAUGAAAUCUAACAUGAGUGCCGUUUUAUUUGCAAUUUAUUUCUUUGGUCUUGUCGUUUCAUCAAAUGCGAUGGAAACGGACGCCAUAGAAAAUCUGAAAUCAAAUCUUUAUGAUUAUUAUUUAUUGAAAUGUUAUGUACGACCAGAUAUAGCAAGCCCUUCCACGUACAACUUGCACCCAAACUAUCUUAACGCUGUUAACGCUGCAAAAGUAUUAUUAUUAGAGGGCAACAUUGGCGGUGGACGUACUAAAUUAAUCAAUGCAACUAAAGCUAUGAUUAUCGAUAGACCAGACCUGAUCGAAAACCAACCACUACUGGAAAAUCACAUUAACAACAAUUCUGGUCUUAACGAAAUUGUUCUACAAAAAAUAGAAAAAGUCGUCAACUCGUUUGUAAAUGACGUAGCAAAGGAGUAAUAAAUUCAACAUUUAUCUUUUAUAAAACAAAAAUAUUGUUGAUUUGAAAAUGAUAAUAAUUUUGUUUAUUUGAUUGAAUUUAAAAUAUUUUGCUAGAUACAAUAAACUAUAUUAUAUAUAAAA
This is a messenger RNA of Adelges cooleyi (spruce gall adelgid), 626 nucleotides long. RefSeq lists its product as uncharacterized. Bases 87 to 503 code for a protein of 138 amino acids. The transcript has 4 exons. NCBI's taxonomy places the organism in Eukaryota, Metazoa, Arthropoda, Insecta, Hemiptera, Adelgidae. The record is from RefSeq and is a predicted model, not a curated record.